AACAAACAUAUGUACAUACAUAUGUACAAUUAUGGAACGGCUUCCAAUUGUACGUUGUAGGUUAUUAUUAUUAAUUUUUGUAUUUCUGUCUUUUGCUUUUGGUUUGAGAUUCGUGGUCGGUAAUAUUGCUUGUCACCUUUGAGUUGGGCACGAAACGACGCAACGAUUUCGAAAUCAAUAAGCCUAAGUUUCCUCCUAAAAAUAGACAUCCAUUAGAUUAGUAUACUUGGCGCUACCAAUUCACAUCCGCAUCAAGAGAACUUGUUCUUAAGCUCCGUUUAGUUCAGAUCGGACUAUAAAUGUGGCGACCCGACUGUAGAACAGUAUCAGUCAACGCACUUCAAUCUUUCAGAACGUUCGUCGUCUCAACAACCCAAAACAACUCAAUCAACAUGAAAUUCCUCAUCUGUUUGGCUCUGUUCGUCGCCGUGGCUCAGGCUCAUGUUGUGGCCCCCGUUACCACCUAUGCUGCUGCUCCAGCUCUGACCUAUGCUGCUCCCUCAGUCUACUCGGCAGCGAUUCCUCGUGCCUACACCGCAUAUGCUGCAGCUCCAUCCGUUUACUCCUCCUCUUACGUUGCGCCUUCGGUGUACUCCUCGUAUGCCGCUCCAAUUACCACCUACGCCGCUGCUCCCGCCGUUGUCUCCACGCUGCUGAAGAAAUAAAUCGAUCAAUCCGAAUCCACAUCCGAGUCCAAAAACAUGAUAUGCAAAUUGAAAUAUGUCAGAAUAAAUUGA
This is a messenger RNA of Drosophila albomicans, 737 nucleotides long. RefSeq names its product cuticle protein 16.5. The coding region runs from base 300 to 665 and encodes 121 amino acids. NCBI's taxonomy places the organism in Eukaryota, Metazoa, Arthropoda, Insecta, Diptera, Drosophilidae. The record is from RefSeq and is a predicted model, not a curated record. The transcript is spliced from 3 exons.